AUGCGCUGCCUGAUUUGCAUGUUUUUGUUGUGGCGGGCGGUUGAGGGAGUGAAUAUGAUGUAUGGAGACCGGAUACCAUUGAUCGACCCGCAUGACAGGAUUGAGCUACGCCCCGAUCCGAGCGCCAUCCGGAUACCGCGAAGUCCUGGGGUCUGGGACACAGUCAGCAACUGGUUUUCCACCGCGAAAACCUCGAUUUUUGGCGGCGACGAGAAAAGCGGGACCACUCCGACUGGGGCUCCGGUGAUCAUCCCGACAAAUCGACCGACACCAGUGGUUCCGGAUGCGAAUACGGUGGUUUUGGAAGGAUCCGGGAUGACGCCGAGCGCUUCCGGCCUAACUCUCCGCGACUUCAUCCAGCCCAAGGCACCCGUCGAUGGCAACUUUAUGAACGGUCUCAUCUCGGCGCGUCUCUAUCGGGCGCUCGGCACUCGAUCACUCGGCGAUGAGGUGAUGCCGAUGAACCAUCCACUGAAGCAUGACGACGGGAUGAAGACGGAAUUUGUGACUUUUUGGUACCCCACCAACGGGCGACCCGUCUGGGGCAAAGCCACCAUGGACCCGAGCGGCAACGUCGUCGGCUCGUAUAUUUUCAACAACCAGAUCUUCAACACGACCGACCAGCAGGUGUUGGCCAAGAGUCGGGUGCUCACCUACACGCCAGCCGAUGAGGAGGCCCACAAUUUUCGGUACGGUUGGGUGCCGGUGGGGCGGCUGGAUCGUACGACGGCGGUGACGAUCACCGGCUACGACACGAACCAAUGUACACAGUACGUGCCCGCCAUCUACAUUGACAGUCAACACUCAAACUACGAAUUCCUUGGCGAGGCCGACUUGGUGAAUCGCAUUUUUUACUAUGUGAAUCAAGGGAUUGUCAACAGCGUCAGUAUGCCAAAGUACCAGACGGACGUGCGGGUGAUGGUGAAGCUGCGCUGCCGGUGUAGCUGUGAUAGCCCGUACGGCAGGACUAGUACGCUGAACACCAAA
Mesorhabditis spiculigera is the source of this 987-nucleotide messenger RNA. The record is from the annotation of a GenBank genome assembly. NCBI's taxonomy places the organism in Eukaryota, Metazoa, Nematoda, Chromadorea, Rhabditida, Rhabditidae.